Messenger RNA from Staurois parvus, 424 nucleotides. Lineage: Eukaryota; Metazoa; Chordata; Amphibia; Anura; Ranidae. The record is from the annotation of a GenBank genome assembly.
UCACUGCUGGGCACUGACUGGCGGCACUGCUAGGCAUUGACUGGCGCACUGCUGGGCACUGACUGGCACAACCGCUGGGCACUGACUGGUGGCACUGACUGGCAGCACUGCUGGGCUGCGCUGAUGGGCACUGGUGGGUGGCACUGGUGGACAUGGGUGGGUGGCACUGGUGGGCACAGGUGGGUGGCACUGCUGGGCACAGAUAGAUGGCACUUCUGGAUGGCACUGCUGGGCACAGGUAGGUGCACUGCUGGGCACAAGUGGGCAGAACUGGUGGGUGGCACUGCUGGGCACCGAUCAUCAGGGCACUGAUCAUCCCUGAUGCUGGUGCCGAUCCCCGCUCUAACAACUGCCGGUUCUCGGCAGUACUUUCCUCACGAUCUGACAGCGUGAGGAAAGUGCAGCCGAGAACCGGCAAUUGCAU